UCGCUCACAUUCUUCAGUCUGGCCGAGCACUUGUUCGCGAUAGAAAACAUUUGAAAUUAACAUUAUUAGUUGAGAAAACAUUCACAUAAACAUGUCCAGGCUACUUUGGAAGACAUUGCGGUCAUCGGCAAAGCUCCAUUCGUUCAAUUCAUUUCCUUCAAUUGCAGCAUCAGAAUUGACCAAUUCAAGUUCAAUAAGAUCAAUACAACGCUGGGUGGCACCAACAAUUGCUGAAUUAAAUCGGCGUAAAAGAAUAUAUGCCGAUAAAUUGCCACAAGUUCACAAGCGUUCAAGUUUCAUCGAUUGGAAUUUCAAAGCCGAAAUCUAUUCGUAUGGCAAGCGAUUGAAUGAGAAUUUCGAUUUGGCGCUGUUAGAACGUGCAUUUGUACAGCGAUCGUAUGCAAUUCAGGAGGAGCUUCGUUGGGAAAAGCUUGGCAUUGAGAAAGAUGAAAUGGCAAUCAUACAAGACAAUCGUGAAUUGGCUGACAAAGGAUUGAAACUAGCAAAAAACUAUGUGGAUAACUUUUUACGUUAUCAUUUGCCACAGUAUCCAGACGAAGGAAUCGCCGUGCUAUUAAAUUAUUUACUAUCGACCGAGAAAUUGGCAUAUAUUUCACAGAAUUUAGGUUCAAAAGAAAUUAUAUUGGCCGCUGAAUAUCCACCAUCCGAAGAAUCAUUGGCACAAACACUGCUGGCCAUCAUCGGUGCAUUGGAAGAAUCACAAAUAGAUGGAAAUCUUGAACGCCCGUAUAAUUUUGUGCGUGACUUUAUUUGCACACAUUUGAAUCAAGUCGAUAUCAAUGAAGUGUGGAAAAUUGAGAAUCCGUUUGAGUUGCUGAAACAAGUUUGUGCACAGAAAAAUAUCAAAAACAUUGAACCACGAAUCAUUGGCGAUUUGAGUAAAAAUGAUAUUUUAUCGUGUUGUCGAAUUGGCCUUUAUGAUAGUGAUACAAAGAAAUUACUGGGCACCGGCUAUGGAGAUACAUACCAUAAUGGCAUUGAAACCGCUUCAAUUGAUGCUCUUUCGAAAAUCUUUGGAACAUUCAAUUUAAAACCAUUCAACUAUGAAAUCACACCGGCCGAACUGUUCGAAGCGCAGCAAAGCAAAUCAAGGCAAAUCGCCAAUUAGGAUAUAGAUCAACAACUGAAAAUUGUUUAAAAAUUUAUUGUUCGUUUAACAUCAAAACCAAAAUAGAAUAAAAAACAUACGUGAAAAAUGAAAAUUGUUAAAA
This is a messenger RNA of Contarinia nasturtii (swede midge), 1232 nucleotides long. It is a transcript of the gene mRpL44, whose product is annotated as 39S ribosomal protein L44, mitochondrial. Gene Ontology annotation, biological process: RNA processing. The record is from RefSeq and is a predicted model, not a curated record. Lineage: Eukaryota; Metazoa; Arthropoda; Insecta; Diptera; Cecidomyiidae. The transcript has 2 exons. Gene Ontology annotation, molecular function: ribonuclease III activity. The coding region runs from base 92 to 1129 and encodes 345 amino acids.